AUGACGCCGCCGCUCCUACGCCGCGAAUCUACGCUAUUACACCACCUGCAGUCCUCUUGUCCACUUUCCUCCAUCUCUCCCCUUUGCCAUAGCCAACAUCACCACUACACGUACAACUGCCAUCACCACUACGACUCCCACUCCGACUCCCACUAA
Molecule: messenger RNA, 156 nt
Organism: Bipolaris sorokiniana ND90Pr
Lineage: Eukaryota; Fungi; Ascomycota; Dothideomycetes; Pleosporales; Pleosporaceae
Exons: 1
Coding region: 1-156 (51 amino acids)
Source: RefSeq, a predicted model, not a curated record